Molecule: messenger RNA, 1494 nt
Organism: Etheostoma spectabile (orangethroat darter)
Lineage: Eukaryota; Metazoa; Chordata; Actinopteri; Perciformes; Percidae
Product: Galectin-related protein A-like
Exons: 4
Coding region: 304-741 (145 amino acids)
Molecular function (GO): carbohydrate binding
Source: RefSeq, a predicted model, not a curated record
ACCCGUCUACAUGUGAAGGGAUGCCACAAAGGAUGAACCCGCAGGUCCACAUCCCUCCCCAAAAACAACCUUCUUUUACAUCCGAAUGAUAUGGCUAUUGAACCGACAUGCGUCUAAUCAGCUUGUAAUAUAUCCCCCUCUCUCCCUCUUUGCCUGUCUCCCACCACCAUCGCUGCCAAAUUGGGAGCCUGUCUCUAUGACAACGUAGUUACAGGCGGGGUUUGCCAGCUGGAGGCUGAGUCAAUCCGUCCUCAGUUGGCAUCAUCGCUCGGAACCUCCACACUGCAUCACGCCCUGAGUGGAAUGGAAGAAAACGACAAGAAAGAAAAUGGGGAGUACACCGGAGAGAUAAAGGGUGGGAUGCGGCCUUCAAUGAAACUGGUUGUUAUGGGAAUUAUUAACAAAAAACCCAAUAGCAUGGAGGUGGUUCUGUCCAGUGAGCCUCAGGAGGAGGACUCAGAGGGCGACGUGGGACUUCAGUUGAAGGUCAGCUUCAUGGAUAAGGCCGUCCAACGCAACGCCCGCAUGGCUGGAAAGUGGGGAAGACCUGAAACUACCCUCUCUUAUUUUCCUUUUGCACCUGGAGAAUCCUUCAAGAUGGAGAUAGUUUGUGAGCACCAACAGUUUCGAAUCUUGGUGGAUGGACAGCCUCUGUGUGGGUUCAGCCACCGUGUCCUCCGGCUCGCCUCCCUCACCGCCUUACGAGUCUGUGGAGACCUACAGCUCACCAAGGUGGCCUAGCCCAAACAAGAACAACGUGAAGAUGUUUGGGGACAGUAUACAAUACAUACGGUUAACAUAGAGCUCCCUUUUUGAGUAAAAAAAAGAAAAAGAAAAAAUGAACCCAUGAUGGGGAUGAAACAAAGUUACACCUGCCUUGUAAUCACGUGUUAAGACAAAGUGCCUUCACUAGAUUACCUGUUUGGGGACUUGAAGAAAACGACUGAAUGUCAACGUCUUAAAUCAACCGAGGAAUGUGAUUUGAACUGAAAGCAAAUGUGGUCUAAGCUAUGAAAGGACAAGUCUAACACUUGUCCUUCCUAAUGAACAUUUGUACAAACGUGAUGUGUCACUGCUACACAAAAAGAGUGCUGCAGCCGUCUUUGUGCAUUCAGAUCUCAGACGUUAGUCUUUGAUUUCUCUGGAGUUAACCUUUGAAAGCACUUACGUUUUCGAGCGCCAGCACGAAGAUGAAUGUUUCCGAACUGAUUGUCAUUCUGUGCCCGACUAAGUACUGUAAUAAUGUAAAACACUUCACGUAGCCUACAUUAGUGCAUGCCAGUAUUACACACACUAUGUUUCAUUCCUCUCACUUUGCUUCCAGAUUAAACUGGAGGGAUUAAAGGUUAUGUCACACCUUCAGUUAUUUAAUCAUUGUUAUCUUUGGAAAACUAACACCGAUUUGUGGACUUUUCUUUUCUACCUCUAGCACUUUUAUUUGUGUGAAUGUUUCAUAUUGACUUUACUUCACUGCAAUAAAUCCCCUUUGUUGUU